GCCAAAUCAUGGUCUCCGUGUACGGCGGUGUUGAAGGAGGUGGGACUCACUCCAAAGCUGUGCUGGUGUCAGAAAAUGGGGAGAUCCUUGCAGAAACAGAUGGACCCUCUACCAAUCACUGGCUGGUGGGUGUAGAUAAAUGCAUAGAGGCCAUCAAUGACAUGGUGCGGAGAGCCAAGAGCCAGGCAGGCCUGGACCCAGACACACCCCUCUGCUCACUGGGCAUGUCUCUGAGUGGGGGCGAGCAGCCUGAUGCCAUUCAGAAGCUCAUCUGCGAGAUGAAGGAGAAGUUUCCCCAGCUGAGCAACAGCUACCACAUCACCACGGACGCCAUCGGAGCCAUGGCAACGGCCAGCGAGCACGGGGGCGUGGUUCUGAUAUCCGGGACCGGCUCUAACUGUAAGCUCGUGAACCCUGACGGGUCUCAGGUGGGCUGCGGAGGCUGGGGACACCUGAUGGGCGAUGAGGGCUCAGCUUACUGGAUCUCACACCUGGCCGUGAAGACAGUGUUUGAUGCGAUGGACAACCUGAGCACGCCCCCUCAUGACAUCACACACGUCAAGAAGGCCAUGGAGGAGUACUUCCAGGUGUCAGGCAGGAUGGGCCUGCUUCCCCACCUCUACAGAAACUUCCAGAAGUCCCACUUUGCAGGUUUCUGCAGGAAGUUGGCUGAAGGGGCUGCUGCCGGAGAUGCACUGUGUCAGUACGUGUUCACCAAGGCGGGAGCAAUCCUCGCUCAGCACAUUGUGGCCGUCCUGCCCAAAGCCCACCAGGCCCUGUUCUUGGGAGAGCGCGGGCUGCCCGUCCUCUGUGUCGGGUCAGUGUGGAAAAGCUGGGAGCUGCUGAAACCAGGCUUCAUCGAGGUGCUGUCCAAGACGGCUGGCAGUCACUUCACAGGGUACAGCCUUCUGACGCUGCAACAGUCCUCAGCACUAGGGGGCGCCAGCCUGGGUGCCAGGAGCGUAGGGUUCAAGCUCCCCCUUGACUACGCUGCCAACACUCAUGUUUUCUACAGCUGCUCCUUCACUGGCCAAUGAGAAUGCAGUCCCAUUCACCUCAAAAGCCCACGGAAGUUACCACUGCCCCCGCCGGGACCAGCCAACCUGCUCUGCCAUCCAGCUAUACUCCAUCCAACCACACAGUGGUGCUGUUUACCAGCAAAUCAGUACUGUGCGAUAUUGUUGAUGAGCCGUUUUGCGUUUGCAAUUUUGUAUUUUUCGUAUUGCUUUUGAAUGGUAAAGAUUUGGAGGGAA
Messenger RNA from Megalops cyprinoides (Indo-Pacific tarpon), 1253 nucleotides. RefSeq names its product N-acetylglucosamine kinase (gene nagk). Gene Ontology annotation, molecular function: N-acetylglucosamine kinase activity. Lineage: Eukaryota; Metazoa; Chordata; Actinopteri; Elopiformes; Megalopidae. The transcript has 10 exons. Bases 9 to 1037 code for a protein of 342 amino acids. The record is from RefSeq and is a predicted model, not a curated record.